This is a messenger RNA of Biomphalaria glabrata, 4006 nucleotides long. RefSeq names its product striatin-interacting protein 1 homolog. The record is from RefSeq and is a predicted model, not a curated record. Gene Ontology annotation, cellular component: cytosol. Gene Ontology annotation, biological process: cytoskeleton organization. The transcript is spliced from 19 exons. NCBI's taxonomy places the organism in Eukaryota, Metazoa, Mollusca, Gastropoda, Planorbidae. Bases 165 to 2519 code for a protein of 784 amino acids.
AUGGCCUCCUGUAAAUUAAUAAUAAUAACAUAAUACUAAUAAUAGAGUUAGAGAAUCUACAAUUUAUUGCAAAUUUGAGUUAUGAUUUUCUUUUUAUCUGAACAAAUCCUAGAUCUAGUAUACUAAAGAUCUAGGUCAAGAUCUGUUGAUUCAAGAGCUGUAAUAUGCAUGCCGAUUUCAAUGUUUUUGAUCAUCAAGUCAUGGCUGAUGUUGAAAAAGUAGAUUUCACUUAUUCCGAUGCAGAUAAAUAUGAAUUCGAAAUCUCUGAACUCUACAGCUAUACAGAGGAACCUGAAUUUACAGCCCAUCAAGUAUGUUUUGAAGAAUUAGCCAAAACUCAUGGAUUUGAAAAAUGGACAAGUUUAUCCAGAGACAGCCAAAUCAGAUUUAUCGUUGGCCUCCAGGAUGAUCUUGAAGUGACAGAUAAAGAGAAGAGAAUCAAAUCUGUCCAAGCCCUAUUAUAUUUAAUUCAGGGUGUGUAUGGGGAAUGCAAGUCAAGGAGCCACAUGUUUGAAGUCAGUCGACAUUGUGUGCUUCUCUAUUUAGAUAUAGGGCUGUACUCUUCCCUUGUGCAGCUUCUAGCUAUGGAAGUGGAGAACAGUAAUGCUGCUUUGUCAGCCCUGAGGAAACCAGCUGUCUCUAUAACUGAUAGCAAAGAAUUAAGAUAUAUACUAAAUAUAUUAUACAUUAUGGUGGAGACUUGCCGGAUAGCUAGCAAUGAAAGGGAUACCUCAGAUGAACUUUCUAGAAGAUUGUAUGAGGCCACAGAGUUAUUCAAAGAAGAAAUGAUCCAACCUGUGUUUGGUGAUGAUCCACUUUCUGUGCUCUUGUUUACCAUGGUGACCAGAUUCUGCAGUGGCAGUGCUCCGCAUUAUCCAAUGAAAAAAGUUUUGUUAUUGCUUUGGAAAGUGGUUUUGUUUACUUUAGGAGGACUUCGUGACCUUGAAAAGCGAAAGAAUGAAGUUCGUAUAAAGCACAAUCUUCCUCCCCUCACAGAGGAUAUGUACUCAGUGUGUGAAAAUAUGAGGCCAGCCUCCCCUCCGGCUUCAGCCGCUGAUUUGAUUGAGCACCAGGUCCCCAGGCGAGGGAUACGUGCUGGUAAAAGGAGUUUGGUCAAACAGAGCAGCCUGGAUGAUUCCUUUGAGUCUGGGCUCGCCAGAGAUGAGGACGAUGACCUCAUGGAUGGACUCAAAACAAACAGUGAUGAUGAGUCACCGCCAACUCCUCCAAGACCUGCAACGCCUACAGUUUCACACCGCAGCCUUCCUUGGAAGCCUAAAGUCAGACUUAAAGAUCUUGAAAAUUUCCUGGACCACACAAGGCAAAAAUUUGUGGGUUUUGAAGUUAAAAAUGACCACAACUCACUGGCUGGACUCCCUCAGCCGAUCCAUGAAGGAGUUAAAGUAUUGAAACAGCAUCUGCAUAUCUCCUUAUCUGAGGUUCAGAUCAAAAGAGAGGAAGAAAUCGCCAAGAAUCCCUUAUCAUUGCCUGAGUUAGAAGUGGAGAGUACACCAGCUGAAAAACUGUACCAUGCUAUGUUAUCUAAUUUACCUCAGUACAUGAUUGCUUUGCUGAAACUCUUGCUUGCUGCAGCUCCAACUUCCAAAGCCAAAACUGAAUCAAUUAAUAUUUUGUCUGAUGUGUUGCCGGAUGAAAUGCCGACCACUGUACUGCAGUCCAUGAAACUUGGUAUAGAUGUCAACAGACACAAGGAGAUUAUUGUGAAAGCCAUCUCAGGUCUCCUCCUGUUGCUCCUCAAGCACUUCAAGCUGAACCACAUCUACCAGUUUGAAUUCACCAGCCAGCACCUGGUCUUUGCUAAUUGCAUCCCACUGGUGCUGAAGUUUUUCAAUCAAGAUAUUGUGGCUUAUGUCAAUGCUAAGAACAGCAUUCCUGUCCUUGACUUUCCGGAAAAUGUUUUAGGGGACCACACAGAGUUGACUGCAGAAAAUAUUGAGAGUGGUGAUAACCAGCCUCAUUGCUGGAGAAACAUAUUUUCAUGUAUCAAUCUUCUUAGAAUAUUGAACAAAUUAACCAAAUGGAAACACUCACGGACAAUGAUGUUGGUUGUGUUUAAAUCUGCACCUAUCUUGAAGCGUGCCUUGAAAGUGAGGCAUCCCAUGAUGCAGCUGUAUAUCUUGAAGCUUCUCAAAAUGCAGACCAAAUAUCUGGGAAGGCAGUGGCGCAAGUCUAACAUGAAAACAAUGUCUGCAAUCUAUCAGAAAGUUCGUCACAGACUCGGUGAUGAUUGGGCUUAUGGAAAUGAUAUGGAUGCAAGACCAUGGGACUUUCAAGCUGAAGAAUGUGCUUUGAGAGCUUGUGUGGACCGUUUUAACAAUCGCCGUUACACCAGUGGGGGAUAUGUGGAGCCUGACUUUCGACCGGUGGACAAUAAUAUCCUCAGCCUUCUAGGGCAGAAUAUAGAACUGAGUCCAGAGUUUAAGGCUCAUUAUGAACGCUGGCUACACCUAGAGGUGUUCUCGCGUCAGAUAGAUUGGGACCAAGUCAUGAUGAGAUAACCCUAUCAAAUAGAUUGUUAGUAUUUAUUAUGUGGUAUUCAAUUUGGUCCUGAAAUGUGAAUAAAAGGAAAAAAAAGGAUUUCUUCCUUGAAUCUUCUGUAUAAAAUGUUGUCUGUUAGUUCUGUAACAAUGAAUAGAAACCUUUUUUUUUUUUUAAUAGUUGAUUUUGAUGAGAAUGUUGUACAAGAAAUGAAAAGAACUUGGUAUUUGUAUGUAUGCCUGACCAUGUUUAGCAGAUCGUAUCAGGGCAGUACACAUUUGUUACCAGUACCACUUCAUCACUUGUAGACUAAUGUGUACUGCUCUGUUUCCAUGCUGUAUUGUUGUGUGCACUUGCUUUGGACAUUGUACAAUCAACACAUUUGUGCUGCCCUCAUUUCUGGUCAUUUCACUGAUUUCAUGUGGCUUUGUUGGGCUGAUGACUUAGCUUUGUGCAUUAAAUAUAGGACUCUGAAAACGUGAAAAUACCCUCUGUACAUAUAUAUCUAUACUAUAAAGUAGAAUGUGAGGUGUAUGUAUGUUACUUAUAGACAUCAAAACCGCUCCACCAAUCUUGAUAAAACUUGGCAGGAAUGUUUCUUAGGUACCAACUUAGACCCUAGUGUAUGUAUUGUAGCCCUAAAACAAACUUAAGACCCUAAAAAAAAUAUAAAGUUGUCCGACUCUAUUACAGCUAUAGUAUUUUAUGGAUCUAGGCCAUGUCUACAAUGUUGACAUAGAAAAGAUCAAAAGGAUUUAGACCUAGAUCUAAUUUUUAGAAAUACACUUUGCGCAGAUAGUUUUUUACUUUGACACAUGAAAAUACAAAAGAAGAUCCAUUAAUUUUAUUAUAUAAUAACAUUAACCUUCAAUUUUGUGUUUCAAAAGCAUUUUUUGAAUUAAUUAGUUCGUUAUAUCUGUGACUGCAGAUUUCCUGACAAACAUUCUUUCAUUAGACAAUACCGUAAUGAAUCGCUUACUAAAAAUUAAUUCGUUUAAUUACUUUAUAAUCCCAUCCCUAGAUCUAAAACUCUAAUUCAACUCUAAGAUGAUAAAACUUCUCUUCGCACAGAUAGUUUUAUACUUUAACACAUGAACAUACUAAUUAUAGUCAUUCAUUUUAUAUUUUGAUCAAAUAAACAUUCAAAUUUGGUUUUCUAAAGCAUUAUUUUUAAGAGACUACAUUCGUCUACAAAAGCUACGAAGCCGAGUUGAGAUAGGCCUAGGUCUAUAUUCAUUCAUGAAUCGCAUACUAAAAAUUAUUUCGUUUAAUUGUUCACUUUAUAAUCCCAUUCAUUUAACAAAGCUAUCGCUCUUUUCGUUUUUAAUAGAUAUGAAUGUAUCGACUUCAGGUAAACCCAUUUUCGCAAAACUAAUUUUAUUUUUGUAGCGAAAGAGAAAUAACGUGAAAGGAUCAUUAGCUAAGUUUAACAUACAUCUAAAUCCAAUCCACUACAUUAGUAAACACAAACUUAGACCCGCAGGCAAUGCCAGGCUAGUAAUAUAUA